AUGAAGUCUCAACCCUCUUUGGACACUUUAGCUGAAAAUGACACGGCCUUCUGUGAGAUGCUGGGGAGCCCUGAGAUUCCUCUGUUGUACAAGAAAGGAGACAUCACUAUUGGAGGAGUUUUCUCUAUUCAUACCCAAAUCUCAACAUCUUUAUUCUCAUUGACUGAUAAGCCAGAACCUCUCUUGUGCUCCAAGAUAGAUUUAAGAGAAUUUCGGUUUGCUCAAACAAUGAUUUUUGCCAUUGAGGAGAUCNUUAAUAGCAGCUCUCUACUGCCUAAUAUCACAAUUGGUUAUAAGAUAUUUGACAGUUGUGCUUCUACAUCACCUGCAACACGUACAGUGAUGAGUUUAAUAAAUGGACAUGAGAGGACUUUGGGAAAAACCUGCUCUGGUCAAUCAUCGGUUCAUGCCAUUGUUGGAACAUCUGAGUCUUCGACCACCAUUGCGAUACUACAAAUUUCUUCGGUUUUGCAUAUACCUGUGAUCAGCCACUUUGCUACAUGUGCAUGUCUCAGUAACAGAAAUGAGUAUCCCUCCUUCUUCAGAACUAUUCCUAGUGACUUCUACCAGAGCAGAGCACUGGCUAAACUGGUAAAACACUUUGGAUGGACCUGGGUUGGUGCAAUCAGAAGUGAUGAUGACUACGGUAACAAUGGGAUGGCAACAUUUAUCACUGCUGCACAUCAGGAGGGGGUUUGUGUUGAAUACUCUGAGGCCAUCUCAAAGACAAGUUCUACAGAGCAGGUCGAGAGAACUGUUAGAGUGAUUCAGAGCAGCACAGCAAGAGUUUUAGUUGCUUUCCUUGCUUAUGAUGAGAUGGAUAUUCUGCUUGAGGAGUCUCUGAGACAGAACUUGACUGGGUUGCAGUGGGUGGGCAGUGAAUCCUGGAUUACAACAAGUCAUUUCGCUAAUAGGAGAUUCUCUGAUAUACUAACAGGGUCACUGGGUUUUGCAGUAAGAGAGGCUAAACUGAAAGGUCUGCAAGAGUUUCUUUUACAGGUUCAUCCAAGUCAGGAUCCUCAGAACAAUCUGCUGAGAGAAUUCUGGGAAACAACAUUUGGCUGCAGUUUUCAGGCCAAUCUGCACAGCUCAAAACAGUGUUCUGGUUUUGAGAAACUUCAGGAUGUUAACAAUGAUUUCACAGAUGUGUCAGAGCUCAGAAUAUCCAACAACGUAUAUAAAGCUGUUUAUGCUGUUGCUCAUGCCAUGCAUAAAGUGUUUAAAUGUGGACAAAGUGGUGAAGUAGAUAAUCACUCUUGUAUUUUAAUGAAUUAUUUAGAGCCAAGAGAGGUGGUGAAACAUCUUCAAGAAGUAAAUUUCUCUCUUCAGUCAGGGGAGAGAGUGUAUUUUGAUAAAAAUGGAGACCCUGCAGCAUCCUAUGAGCUUGUGAACUGGCAGAAAAAUAUGGCAAAAGAUAUUGUGUUCAUGACUGUAGGGAGCUACGAUGUUUCACUGCCAAAUGGAAAACUAUUUACUAUGAAUGGAAUAAAUAUAACAUGGGCUGGAGAGUCCUGGGAGAGGCCUGCGUCUGUCUGCAGUGAAAGUUGUCUUCCAGGUUUCCGACAGGCGAUGAUUAAAAACAAACCUUUAUGCUGCUUCUCUUGUGUCGCCUGUGCUGCUGGAGAGAUCAGCAACUCCAGCAGUGAGUAA
Messenger RNA from Nematolebias whitei (Rio pearlfish), 1650 nucleotides. RefSeq names its product extracellular calcium-sensing receptor-like. The record is from RefSeq and is a predicted model, not a curated record. Gene Ontology annotation, cellular component: membrane. The coding region runs from base 1 to 1650 and encodes 549 amino acids. The transcript has 7 exons. Gene Ontology annotation, biological process: G protein-coupled receptor signaling pathway. Gene Ontology annotation, molecular function: G protein-coupled receptor activity. NCBI's taxonomy places the organism in Eukaryota, Metazoa, Chordata, Actinopteri, Cyprinodontiformes, Rivulidae.